Puccinia triticina is the source of this 216-nucleotide messenger RNA. RefSeq lists its product as uncharacterized. NCBI's taxonomy places the organism in Eukaryota, Fungi, Basidiomycota, Pucciniomycetes, Pucciniales, Pucciniaceae. The coding region runs from base 1 to 216 and encodes 71 amino acids. The record is from RefSeq and is a predicted model, not a curated record. The transcript has a single exon.
AUGUGCAGCAUCAGGCUCCAAAGGAUCAUCAUCAGCAUGGGUAUUGCUGCCAACCUUAACACUGAUGCCGCACCCCUUCUCACGCUCAGCAAGGACCUGGACCCUCUAGGAACUGCCUGGCCCGUUGUCAAAGGUCCCAAUUCUAAGGGCCUGUACAUCGGCAACAACACCCUCCUCAUCCCUGAACCCAAUAAAAACAACUACACUGUCCGUUGA